Molecule: messenger RNA, 1369 nt
Organism: Heteronotia binoei (common prickly gecko)
Lineage: Eukaryota; Metazoa; Chordata; Lepidosauria; Squamata; Gekkonidae
Gene: ZNF830
Product: zinc finger protein 830
Exons: 12
Coding region: 11-1138 (375 amino acids)
Biological process (GO): mitotic DNA replication checkpoint signaling; mitotic DNA damage checkpoint signaling; nuclear DNA replication
Cellular component (GO): spliceosomal complex; nucleus
Molecular function (GO): nucleic acid binding; zinc ion binding
Source: RefSeq, a predicted model, not a curated record
CCGGAGGGCCAUGGCGGCGGCCUCGGGGCGGCCGAAGGCGGUGGGGCAGGAGGAGCUGCGGCGGCUCAUGAGGGAGAAGCAGCGCCAGACGGAGGCGGCCGGCAGGAAGAGGAAGGUCGACUCGCCCUUCGCCAGAUAUAACAGUUUGGGAAACUUAAGUUGCUCUUUGUGCAAUGUGCCUGUGAAGAGUGAACUGUUGUGGCAAACACAUGUUCUUGGAAAGCAACACAAAGAGAAAGUUGCACAGUUAAAAGAUCUCAAGAAGUCAGUACCGGGGCCUACACCUGAUGCACUGACAUCUCUCAAAAGGAAACCUGCAGACACAGAAUCUCCAGAACAGAAAAAAGCAAAAGAUCCAGGCCACUGCCCGGAUACUGUUCCGUCUGGGCUGCCGGCAGACUUUUUUAGCCAAACAAAACCAGUGGAUGCUGAAAGAGUAUCUGCACAAGAGUCAAACCACACUUUAUUGCUGAAAGAGUAUGAGGACAAGGAGAUGGAGGAGGAAGAAGAGGAGGAGGAGAAGGUGACGGAAGUGAAAGAGCUCAGCAGCAAACCGCCUCCUUCACCCUCGGUUCAAAACACGACGACUUCAGCCCCUCUUCCGAAAGCGUCAGCUGCGGAGAACAUCCUCAGUGACCCCUCGGAAAACAAAACUGCAGCAGCCCCCGUGCCUCUGGUCUCCCAUUCUGGCUCAAUACAGAAAGCAGAAGUCCAGGAAAAGAUUGUGGAAAGGAGAGAGAACACAGCCGAAGCCUUGCCAGAGGGGUUUUUUGAUGAUCCUGAAGUGGAUGCAAAGGUGCGAAAGGUCGAUGCCCCAAAAGACCAGAUGGACAAAGAGUGGGAUGAAUUCCAGAAGGCCAUGCGACAAGUCAACACGAUUUCGGAAGCCAUAGUGGCCGAAGAAGACGAAGAGGGGCGACUUGAUCGUCAGAUUGGGGAAAUUGAUGAACAGAUUGAGUGCUUCCGCCGUGUCGAGCAGCUGCGGGACCGUCAGGAGGUCAUGAGAGAGAAGCUGAAGGAAGCGAUGCGCCUGAGAGCCACCCAAGCCAGCAAGGACGACGAUCUCGGCAGCGAGGACGAAGGGGAGCUGCAGGACUUGCUCUCUCAGGACUGGAGGGCAAAAGGGACUCUGUUGUAGCUCCCAGCUGAAGGGAGGGAGGAUCUCCUGAGCGAUGCCACUCACUGAGCAAGUCACAACCUUUCGGUAAAGUAUUUAUUUUGCAGGUGUUAAAGAUCGAUUGUAAAAUGUGUCGACCAGUUUAAAAUAGAGGGGGGGGAAUGUAAAAAUUGUACAAUAUAAAUUUUUUUUAUACAGUCAAAUGUAGCUUUCCUAUUAAAACACACAGAAAAUGUUCAUUUCCUUUGUAAA